AGGAUUAUAUGGGUGUGGAGUGGGGGUUUUAUUUUCCUUAUUAAAACACGAUAGCAAUUAUUGGUUAGCGCGAGCCGGAUAGAAUUCUCUUAUUUAUACUUGUGUUCGCCAAACGUAAAAAUGGCCACACUAUGGGAGCAGUGAACGUGUGAAAGCACCAGAUAGCCAAGACAGAAUAUUCUGGACCUUACGGAGUAUUCCAUACCAGCCUAUACACUCAUUAUAAGUGUUUAUUUACGUAAGACGUACGUGUCGCGCUGUUAUUCGAGCAUUAUUAUUAUUAUUGUGUGUCUUGGCAUGCAGCUGUGUUUUUGUUGGUGAUAACAGGCUUUUUUUCUUUGUCUUCACCAGGUGUGAUCAACAAUUACCAACUCUUGCUACCUAGACAAUUGGAAACAUACAAAAGAUAACCCGAAAAAUGUCAAGGAUCACAACCAUGGUCGUUUGUUUAAUCCAAGUUGCCUCCCUUUAUUUCACACUUUUUAUAUCUGCCACUCAAGCUGUUGUAACCAGUGACGCGCCAGUACAACGACUGGAUGGUUGGUAUAACAACCCUAUGAACCCUGAUUGGGGUGGGGUCGGGCGUCCCAUUGAGAGAAACGUGACACCCACCUAUGCUGACGACACAUACAGUCCAUCUGGACCUGAUCGGCCGAAUCCAAGGAGAAUCAGUAAUGAGGUGUUUGGUAGUAACCUGGCCGGGUCGUCAGGACUUGAAAAUGAACGCAAUUUAAGCGCAAUGUUUGCUUUUUUUGGGUUGUUAGUCCAGCACGAAAUACUGGACACAGAUGACGUCACGUGUCCUAUUGAGAUCCUAAACACGCCUGUGCCCAGAGGUGACCCAGACUUUGACCCCGAGGCUGAAGGGGAUGAAUAUCUGCCUUAUGAGCGGUCUGCCUAUGACAAGAACACUGGACAGUCUCCCAACAAUCCGAGACGUCAGAUUAACAGAGCCUCCAGCUACAUUGAUGGAAGCUUCCUGUACGGUAAUAGUUUGGUCCGCACAGAAUUGCUCAGGCAGGAGAACUCCGCGAAGCUGGCGUGUGAGGACAAGUGGGGCAACUUCCCAGUCCACAAUGAUGUCAACUUGCCCUAUCACCCUUACAGCUUCAAGUACAACAGAUCAGAACAUCUCUGGCGUCUCGGUGAUUCUCACGCUUUUGAAAACCCUGCCAUUCUGGCGCUUAGUGUCAUGUUCUACCGUUACCAUAACAGACUGGUGGACCAGCAACUGGAGAAAGAUCUGCAACUGACCAAUGAUGAGAUGUUUUAUAACACACGUCGGAAGGUCAUCGCGACACUACAGAACAUAAUUGCCUACGAGUGGUUACCAAAGUUAAUCAAUAAAGAACUACCCCCAUAUACAGGUUACAAACCUUGGAUCAAAAGUGACAUCACUGACAUUUUUGAUGCUGCAGCUAUCAACUACAUCAUGACACUUAUUCCCAGUGCUGUCACUCACAUUGAAAGAGGCAAAGAUGGAUGUCACAUACGAAAGCAAAGACGUCUAUGCAAUACUUAUUGGAGAGCUAUGGAUGUUGUCUAUGAAAAGGAAGAUGGCGUCAAUGAAAUUCUUAAAGGUUUGGCUGCUCAGUUGGCUGAGAAAGAUGAUACCUAUAUUGCAGAGGAUUAUAGAAGUAAAUUUUAUGGUCCAGUGUACCACACCACCACAGAUGCUGUGCUUUUGACUAUAAUGAAAGGUCGGGAUUAUGGUCUGCCAGAUUACAACACUGUCAGGAAAACUAUGGGCUUGGAGGAAAAAAACAGUUUUGAGGAGAUUAACCCACAACUUAACAGGACAAACCCAGAUUUAAUCAAAGAAUUUAAGCAGCUACAUAGAGGGGAUAUAAAAAAUGUGGACAUGUUUGUUGGAGGGAUGCUGGAGACGACGUCUGAUGGUCCUGGGGAGCUUUUCUCUCUCAUUCUGUAUGAUCAGUUUGUCAGGCUCCGAGAUGGAGACAGGUUCUGGUUUGAAAAUAUGGAUACUGGAUUGUUCACUGCAGAUGAAAUUAAAGAAAUCAAGAAUACCACUUUAGCCAAAGUUAUGAUCUUUGCAAUGAAAAUUGAUGAGAACUUAAUUCAAUCUGAUUUAUUUACAGUUAAAAAAGGGGAUCCUUGUGGUCCAUUAAUGUUCAACACUUCACAGUUGGAACAGUGCCCCAAAAACUCUCAGAAAGAUUUCUUCGAAGGCAGUGAGAUACCAUACAUUAUCAUCUGGAUUUGUAUAGGUCUUUUGCCUUUAUUAUGCAUACUUGUUGCCUAUAUCCUGGCCAAAUGUAAGAAAUGGAGGCAUGAGAAGCAGCUGAACUCUCUUAAACUGGAGAAAGAAAAGAAGAGAAUUUUAAGAAGAACCAUCUCUUGCAGUGUAUCAGUCCAUGAUGCCAUUGAGUGGCGUGGUCAUCAUGUUGUCCCCAGGCCAGUGGAACUCCACUUGACCAACAAAGGUGGAUUGGAAAUAUUCAGUACAUCAGGCACUCACCUCAGAUCUGUCAAAGUGAGUGCCAUGCCUACUCUGGCUGUCAAGUUAAGUUCAAACAAGAAGAGAAAUGUAUUGGGUAUCAUGAUACCAAGAGAAUAUGACUUAGUUGUUGAGUUCCCUUCUGAGCCUAUGAGGAACGAGUUUGCUUCUAUGCUGUGCGCCUUUGCCAAAGAAUAUCAUGUGGAUUGUUCUGAGAUAGAAAUCCGACUGCAAGACUUGUACAAUGCUGCUACAACUAAAGAGAAACGUAACAAAAUGCUAGAGAAGUUUUUCAAGACUGUCUUCUCCGAGGCUUUUCAAAUGGACUAUGAUCCAACACUUGACAGUGGUCAGUUAGACAUGAAGCGAUACAGUCAAGAAAUAUUGGAGGUUGAGCUAAGCAAGGAAGAGUUUGCUGAGGCCAUGGCUGUUAAACCAAACUCUGACUUUGUGGAACAUUUCUUUAGUUUAAUAGACUCUGAUAGGAAUGGCUACAUCUCAUUUAAAGAAUUUCUCAAUGCAGUUGUUCUUUUCUCUAAAGGUACCCUCCAAGAAAAAUUACAGACUAUGUUCUAUAUGUAUGACAUUGAUGGAUCUGGUUACAUGAGUAAAAAACAGAUAGGACAAAUGUUUAGGUCACUGCUUGAGCUAGCUCAAAGUAACCUUGACCAUGAUGAUGUUGAUCUUCUGGUUGACUCAUUGUCCACACAUUCAGGCAUGCGCUCUAAAGAUCGCUACUCUUUUGAAGACUUUUGUCAGCUUCUCUCUCCACAAAUGGACAAACUAUGGAAUGCAUCAUUUGACUGGAAAGGUUUAUCCAAUGUAAUGCCACAGAAGACUAAAUCACCCAAGAAAUCUCCACCAAAUGGUGACCACUUGCGUAAAAGAGGAUCAGUCGCGUCACUGUCUGGUCUUGAGAAUGGAAAUGGUGUGCCCAAUGGAAACAGCACAUCUAAGUUCCACAUCUCCUUUGAAGCUGUGCGAGAGAAGUACACUCCACUCAAGGCCAGGGUGAAGGUUGUGAAACAUUUCAUUGAAAACUAUCGGCAGCAUAUCUUCUUCCUUAUCAUCUUCUUCGGUAUCUGUGUUGGUCUAUUUGCAGAGAGAUUUUAUUAUUACACAGUAGAGCAAGAACACAGAGGCUUUAGAAAACUGAUGAGCUAUGGCAUCAGUUUCACUCGAGGUGGAGCAGCAGCCAUGUCUUUCACGUUCAGUUUCCUUUUGCUGACCAUGUGUAGAAAUACAAUCACGUUCUUGAGGUCAACAUUACUGAACCAGUUCAUUCCCUUUGAUUCCCACAUCUCAUUCCAUAAAGUUGUUGCGUGGACUGCCCUCUUCUUUUCUGCCAUCCAUGUGAUUGGUUACAGUUUUAACUUCUACCACCUGGUCUCAGAACCAACAAGAUUUCUCUGUGUAUUUACUAGCCUUGUCUUCAGGACUGAGAUGCCUUACACAUUCCAACAAUGGGUGUUUGGAACUAUGCCAGGUUUCACAGGAGUGCUGCUGGUUCUGAUCUUGUGUGUGCUGUAUGUGUUUGCCACUCAGACUGCCAGGCGUCAUAUUUUCAGUUUGUUCUGGAUCACCCAUAAACUCUUCAUACUUCUCUAUGUCCUGACCAUCAUCCAUGGUGCCAGUGUGGUGGUCCAGAAGCCCAUGUUCUUUGCUUACCUGUCUGGUCCAGCUAUCCUGUUCACCAUUGACAAAAUCAUCUCCCUUAGUAGAAAGAAAACUGAACUCUGUGUCCUGAAUGCCAAGAACUUGCCUUCAGAUGUGACCAUGCUAGAGUUUAAGAGACCUCCAAGGUUUGAAUACAAGUCUGGACAGUGGGUCAGAAUAGCCUGCAUUGCCCAGGGUAAAGAUGAGUACCAUCCAUUUACAUUGACCUCAGCCCCGCACGAGGACACUCUCAAGCUACAUAUCAGGGCCCUGGGCCCCUGGACCUGGAACUUGAGGCACAUCAUUGAGUUGGAGAGCAUGAAGAAUAUUAAAUCUUAUCCUAAGCUCUACCUUGAUGGGCCUUAUGGUGCUGGCCAACAAGACUGGUACCAGUAUGAUGUGAGUGUCCUGGUAGGUGCAGGUAUUGGGGUCACACCCUAUGCUUCAAUCCUGAAAGACUUUGUUCACAUGGCCUCUAUCAAUAUGAGAUACAAAGUCAAAUGUCAAAAGUUGUAUUUUAUCUGGAUCACUGGCAGUCAGAGACACUUUGAGUGGUUGAUUGAUAUCUUGAAAGAGGUGGAGGAAAUAGAUACUCAGUGUAUGGUGUCCAUCGAUAUCUUUAUCACACAGUUCUUCCAGAACUUUGACCUGAGGACCUCACUUUUGUACAUUUUUGAGGAGCACUUUCAGAGAAUGAAUGGUGGUAAAAGUGUCUUCACUGGACUGAAAGCCACAACACAUUUUGGACGACCACAGAUGAGUAAAAUAAUGAAUGCAGUGCACAAGGCACAUCCAUUGGUGAGAAAAGUUGGCGUGUUCAGCUGUGGUCCCCCAGGCCUGACAAAAGGAGUAGAGAGAGCCUGUGUAGAGACUAGCAAAGCAACCAAGGCCUUGUUUGAGCAUCACUUUGAAAACUUCUAAAAAUCUAAAAGCCUAACACUUCCUGUACAAGCUGACAUAGCCUUUUGGUGAUAAACGAAUUAUCAACAGUACCCUCAAGCUAUGCUAUUUCCCUCUCGGAUCAAAAUAUUCUAUUCGAAUUUAUAGCUCAACUUUUUGUACACACAAUCUUAUGUUAAGAAUUGUUUAUAGAGUUAUGUAUCCAAUAUAAAAGAAUUACAAAUUUAGAAUUUUAGAAAUUAAUUUUUUACACCUGUAAAUUUAAUGGUCGAUUUUUUUCUAGCUAUAAAUGAUUUUUAAUGUCCUUGUGUCAUUGAUCUAAACUCUAAACAGACUUAACAUUGAUAAGAUGAUAUACAGAUUUCCAUGUACAUUUAGCUAUAAUCAAAUUAUGUAAACUAGUAUUGGUUUACUGUUGAUAUGUGAAAAUUUGCAUAGCAUUCUGCUGAUUUAUAGACUAGAUCUUUAUCUGCUGUCAAAAAAUGUUUAAAUUUUGUAUACUGCAAUAGUUUUAUCAUUUUCCAGCACAGGAAUUUUUACAAAAAUCUAAAAUGCAGAUGAAUUGAAUAGAAUUCUUUUAUGCUCCUUCUUCCUUAGUGUCAUUAGAGCAUGAAAUUGGUUGCUUAAAUCAGACAGGAAAACCAAUGACUUAGAAGAGUUAAAGUUUCUAAUUGACAUGCAUGACUAGAUUGACACAUGGAUAAGGGUAGGACUUAAUUAUCUUCUCAUUGGAUAUUUGAGGCAAUGUCUGUAAUUUAUAAGAUAAGAUGUUUUGAAAACUCCUCAAAUUAACAUUUUUUACUUAUAAACUUUACUGACAAUGUUUUGAUGAAGUUUCUAUUAACUUUUUUGGUUGUUUUUUUAAUGACCAGAAUUGGUAAAUGUAUGAUAAUGUAUUAUAAUGAUAUUUGACACUCAUUAUUUGAAUGAAGUUUGAUGCCAUGUUUUAAUGUUCAUGAGGCUUCUAAUCCAUUGAUUAUUCUAUAAUUUAUUAUUUCAUGACUGUCUUCCACUUUAUACAUGGAAAAGAUCUGUCAGUUUUGUGAUCAGUUUUCACUUGUAUAUUUAGGGUGUGGGUCUUGGAAGAAAUAGUAGACAAAUUUUUUUUUUUUAAAUCUGUGGCUUUUUCACAUCUUGUUUUGACAUUAUGUUUUAACAAAAUUAUUUUUUUCAACAGUUAUGUCUGACAUCAUGCCAUUAUUUUGAUUUUAAGUGUAAAUUGUGAUUUUUACCUACCUUUACCUAUCCCUUACUGGACCCUUAGUCUGUUAGACCGUUUGGGCACCAAGCAAGAUUUGUCGACCGUCUUUCUCCAUUCCUCCCUGUCCUUUGCCUUGUUUUAAGUGCCACUUAACUGCUGAGAUUGUAAGUUGGACCUACUACACUGAAGUAUUCUAUUUCUGAAGUUAGUUUUCUGAGGCAAUUAUACAACAAAAUCACAUGACUAGAAGUUUUGAAUGUCAGUCAUUAAAUGAGUUUGAUUCCCCAUUAUCUAAGCACACAAAUUAGGCAAUAUGAUAUGUUUUUUUUAACCCACUUUGAAAGACCAAAUUAAAGGCUCUGUGUCUCUUAUCGUUAAUCAUCAACUAUAAUUAUUGCAUUUCAAAAUGUGUAUUUUGAUACCAAUACACAGGCCUAUUGUGUUAGACAUUCCAUUCACUCUUAGACUUGGUUAUGUGAAAAGAAGUAGAUCUUAGACUGUUUUGGCUCUAAGAUUAUUCAUUGUUGUGGGGUUGGGUUAUCAGAGCAUGACAAAACUGUUGGGGUAGGUCUUAGUGAGAAAGUUGACUUCAAGGAAUUAGUAAAUAUUAUAAGGUUAUGGGGCUUUUGGAAUGUACAUUAUUAUAUUAAUUGUAGAUUCUAGUUUGCGGUGGGGAGAAGUGUUUGAACCUUUCAAAAAAUAUUUUCUCAAUAUGUAGCACGAGGUUUAGUUUAGGACUUGCCAGUCCACGAUUGACCUUUGAACCUUAUUUGAGGAUAUUUUUUAAAUUUAGUUUUUUUUAUGACAACAUUUUAGGCAAUCAUAGGUUAGGCACAUCUAUUGUUUAUAUAUAUUAUAUAUAUUUUAUUAUUAUUGUUGUAAUAAUGAAUGUAUUUUUAUUAAUCACUUUAUUUAUGUUCAGUCUUAUCCAUUAUUGACCAUUAUGAACACCAUAAUGAGUUAUAAAUUUCUAAUUUUUCCUUUUUUUUUGUGUACAUAUAAAAUUAAGCCUUAGAUUUUAUUUUGAUCUCAGUUCUAAAUAGACAUUGUAAUUGUUGAUGUGAUAAGUGAAUUAUACAUGAACUGUUUAUACUUCCAUCUAUACAAAUUAACAAAAUAAA
This is a messenger RNA of Biomphalaria glabrata, 7336 nucleotides long. Its product is annotated as dual oxidase 1-like. Gene Ontology annotation, biological process: response to oxidative stress; superoxide anion generation; defense response. Gene Ontology annotation, molecular function: calcium ion binding; peroxidase activity; superoxide-generating NAD(P)H oxidase activity. The record is from RefSeq and is a predicted model, not a curated record. Lineage: Eukaryota; Metazoa; Mollusca; Gastropoda; Planorbidae. The transcript has 35 exons. Gene Ontology annotation, cellular component: plasma membrane; NADPH oxidase complex. The coding region runs from base 419 to 5035 and encodes 1538 amino acids.